Molecule: messenger RNA, 951 nt
Organism: Achroia grisella
Lineage: Eukaryota; Metazoa; Arthropoda; Insecta; Lepidoptera; Pyralidae
Gene: Trs23
Product: trafficking protein particle complex subunit 4
Exons: 4
Coding region: 77-730 (217 amino acids)
Biological process (GO): endoplasmic reticulum to Golgi vesicle-mediated transport
Cellular component (GO): TRAPP complex
Source: RefSeq, a predicted model, not a curated record
UCUUGCUGAUUGUUGUUGAUGUUUCACAAACUUUCCUCACUAUUUAAUAAUUAUAUAUAAAAUUAAAUCAAAUCCGAUGGUGAUAUACGGGAUAUACAUAGUCAGCAAGUCUGGCGGACUUAUCUACAAUUACGACCACGUUAUACCGAAGGUGGAAACUGAGAAAACAUUUGGUUACCCACUCGAUCUCAAACUGCAGUAUGAAAACAAGAAAGUAAUCGUCGCUUUUGGCCAAAGGGAUGGAAUAAACGUUGGACAUGUAUUGCUGACUGUCAAUGGAUCACCAGUAAAUGGGCGUACAAUAGAGGACGGCAAAGAUGUAUUUGAUGUAAUAGAAGCAAAGGAAAAUUUUCCCCUAAGUUUAAAAUUUGGCCGUGCUCGAGCUACAACUAAUGAGAAGAUAGUGUUGGCGAGUAUGUUCUACCCACUAUUUGCACUUGCCAGCCAACUGAGUCCUGUACCCAAAUGCUCCGGCAUUGAGUCCUUGACUGCGGAUACUUUCAAGUUAUCAUGCUUCCAAACAUUAACAGGUGUUAAAUUUAUAAUAGUAACAGAUCCCAACAUGCAAGGCGCGGAAGUGGUUCUCAAAAGGAUAUAUGAAUUAUACUCAGACUAUGCAUUAAAGAACCCAUUCUACUCCCUAGAAAUGCCAAUAAGAUGUGAACUAUUUGAUACAUCACUGCAUACUUUGUUAGAGUUAGUAGAAAAAUCUGGUACAGCAAAUUUAUAGUUAAAAUACAUUUAAUACUAAUUGAUACUAAGAUAUUGAAGCAUUAUCUGUAAAUAAGAGGAGAAAAGUCACUGACGUAUCACUGCAUCUUUAAUUUUCUGUAAAAAAAUCCAUGUAAUUUUUUUUUGUUAUAUAAUUUAACGUAUUAUAGGGAGAUUAUAAGAUUUAUUACUAUUUAAGUUAAUCUUGUGUUAUGUAUUAAUAAAACAAAUUCUUUUAUA